Molecule: messenger RNA, 1189 nt
Organism: Emiliania huxleyi CCMP1516
Lineage: Eukaryota; Haptophyta; Isochrysidales; Noelaerhabdaceae
Exons: 1
Coding region: 5-1051 (348 amino acids)
Source: RefSeq, a predicted model, not a curated record
CGCCAUGCACAUGAGACCGGCACGCGUCGCGUGCACACCGCUCGCUCGCGCCGCCGCCUCGAGGGCAUUCCCGCGGGCCGCAGCGAAGAGGCUUCCGCCGCUGCUGCGAGGCACGCGGCGCCCUCUGAGCAGCGGGACAGACGACACUUUGGUCGGCGGGCGCGGCGGCGCCUCCUCCUCCGCCGCCCCGCCGACCGGGGGGCAGGACGCAGGGCCGCGGCGCGUGCUCCUGCACUCGUGCUGCGCGCCUUGCUCGGGUGCGAUGAUCGAGGAGAUGGUGUCGGGGGGUCACUCGGUGACCAUCUUCUUCUACAACCCGAACAUCCACCCGCGCGCCGAGUACGAGAUCCGCAAGGCGGAGAACAAGCGGUACGCGGCGGAGCUCGGCAUCGCCUUCGUCGACGCGGACUACGACGUGGACGAGUUCCACCGGAGGGCGCGCGGCCUCGAGUUUGAGCCCGAGCGCGGCCGGCGCUGCAGCAUGUGCUUCGACAUGCGGAUGGACGUGACGGCGGAGUACGCGUCGCAGCACGGCUUCGACUGCUUCACCACGACCAACGCGACCUCGCGCUGGAAGGACAUGAAGCAGGUCAACGCGUCGGGGCUGCAGGCGGCCGCCAAGCACGGCUUCCGGCCGUACUACUGGGUGUACGACUGGCAGACCGACGGGAUGACCGCGCGCAAGUACCGGAUCAACGCGGAGCAGCGCUUCUACAAGCAGGAGUACUGCGGCUGCUCCUACUCGCUGCGCGACUCGAACGCGUACCGCAAGGCGCAGGGCAUCCCGCCCGUCGCCAUCGGCGGCGAGGCGGCGGGGAGCGGCUCCCGCUACUACGACGACCCCGAGCGCGACGCCGCCGAGGAGUCGCAGGAGGUCGUCGACUCCUUCUUCGAGUCGGACGCCUCCUGCUUCGGAGGGAACCGCCUCUACCACGACCGGCGGCGUGGCCCGGACGCAGAGUCGGUCUACGGCGGGCGGCGCAGGCAGGGCGCGGAGGAGUCGGCCGCAGCGGCGGGCGACGACGAGAUUGUGGAGCGGAACAAUUGGUGAGCCGGUGGGAGAGUGCCGCGCGGUAGCCCAGCGCGCGCUCGCUAAGGCCCGCUUAGAGCCGCCGAGUGAUGAGAGUCAGAAGAUCACAUGUACAUGAGUAAUUCUCCGUGUGUAGUAUAAUACACACACGCGCCAUCG